AUGAUCAGCAAUCUUCAGGUCGAUGUGUAUGUUGCACCGGCUGCACCCAUAGCCACCGGCCACCUAGAUCCAUCUAAAAGAUGGUUCUCGCCCACAUCCUGCACCCUCAUCCAAGGGCCAACAUCAGCAGUUUUGGUCGAUACGCCGGCCACCAUCGAACUGUCCGAAGGCCUCGCUGCCUGGAUAAAAAAGACAGCCCCUGGCAAGAAGUUGCUGUACAUCUACACCACGCAUCUACACGGAGAUCAUUUUCUCGGCAACCCCAUUCUUCUCCGCCAUUUCCCAGAAGCCAAAUGCGUUGCCACUGUCUCCGUUGUUGAUGGCAUCCGGAAACAAUGGCCUGGCAGUCUGGCGUUCUGGGACAAGCUCUUUCCCAACAAGCAGAUCGCUGGCGACCAGCAUAUCCCCAACGCUUUGCCUGCGGACGGAAAGUUUGAUAUUGAUGGCCACCUACUCCAAGGCAUCGACGUACCGCACUCUGACACAGAUGCUUCGUCAUUUCUUCACGUUCCAGACCUCAAACUCGUUGUGUGCGGAGACAUAGUGUACGGGGAUUGUUAUCAGUUCCUUGGUGAAGCCAAUACUCCCGAGAAAAGACAAAUGUGGCUUCAGUCUUUGGACCAAAUAGCGGCCUUGGAUCCUCACAUUGUCGUGCCUGGCCACAAACGAGCCUCCCAGAUCGAUGGAUCAUAUCUGAUUGAGGCCACGAGGGCUUAUAUACUGGCAUUCGAAGAAGAGCUGGAGAAGGCUGGAGAUUCUGAGAAGCUUGAGGAAGCCAUGAUUCGUCGCUACCCGCAGAGGUGGAACCGCUUCCUCCUAGAGCAGAGCUGUCAGAGAACUUGGUCAGCUCUUGGCUUAGAGGACUAA
Colletotrichum gloeosporioides is the source of this 867-nucleotide messenger RNA. RefSeq lists its product as uncharacterized. The record is from RefSeq and is a predicted model, not a curated record. The transcript has a single exon. Bases 1 to 867 code for a protein of 288 amino acids. NCBI's taxonomy places the organism in Eukaryota, Fungi, Ascomycota, Sordariomycetes, Glomerellales, Glomerellaceae.